CUGCUCUCAAAUGUGGCCUUUCUUGUCUUUCUCCGCCGUCCGGCCAUGUUCCGGCGGAGCCUGACGAGGUGCGACGUGCGGUGCCGCGGACUUAAGUUGCUGCUGCUGCUCCUGGAGGCUCGGGACGGACGUGACGGUGUUAUUGUCUGUGUCAGACAGGUGAUGAAGUGAGACAUUAAGUCAUCCAGAAGGAGUUGAUCCCACACAUAGAUGAUGGACAUCAUAGAUACUCAGCGUGCCUUGGAGGCUGUGGAGCGACUUCAAGCCAAACUGAAGGAGCGAGGAGAAGCUGAGGACAAACUCAGCCUGCUGAAGAGCGUCCUGAGGAGCCGCCUCUUCCUUCACAUUCUCAGCCUGCAGAAGGCCCAACGCCAGCCUGCAGCCAAGGCCAAGGGCCUCUCCAAGUCCGUGUCCAUGAACUGUGGCAAGAGCCCGGCCGUGGGACUGGAUACCAAGCUCAGUCACAGCGACUCCUACACCUGGGCCAUGGAGAACCGAGGACCCAGCAGGUCUCUGCGCAGGGACGGGAGCGUCUCCUCCCUGGACUCGCAGGAUCUGUCCUUCUCAGACCUCUACUCAGACAACUGCACUCACACGGAGUCACAGUACUGCACACCCCCUCGGAUCUCCCGAACCAUGUCCAUGGGGAGGAACCUGUCUGCAAUUGCUCAUGAGAGGCGCCACUUGGAGAUCAUCGAGCUGACCAAUGAUGGGAAAGGACUUGGAUUUGGGAUCAUAGGAGGGCGGAGCACAGGAGUCAUGGUCAAGACUAUCCUGCCUGGAGGAGCAGCUGGGCAGGAUAAACGUCUGCGCAGCGGGGAUCAGAUCUUAUGUAUUGGAGACACAGACCUGGCUGGCAUGAACAGCGAGCAGGUAGCGCAGGUGCUGCGAAACGCCGGCAGCAAGGUGAAGCUCCUCAUCGCCAGGGACAACCUGACCUCUCCUGUCCUCAGCCAGGAGUCCCUGGAUGGCAACCUCAGUGACUUCAACCAUGACUACGAGUUCAGCGUGCAGUUCAGUAAAAACAGCAGGGGGCUGGGCUUAACCAUCUCCAGCUACAUCGGCCACCUCAACUCAGUGUACAGUGCUGGGGUGACGGUGAAGAGCAUCGUGAAGGGCAGUACUGUGGACCAGGAUGGACAGAUCCACGUUGGCGACAUCAUACUCUCUGUGGACGGGGUGAGCCUGCAGGGCUGCAGCGAGCAGCGGGCCAUGGAGGUGCUGAGGAGGACCGGCCCUAUGGUCCGACUGAGACUCCUGAGGAAGGCGGUGCGUCUCAGCCACAUCCUUCCCCCCGUUCCCCCCCUGCACCCCCUGCGCCACUCGCACAGCUUCCAGGAGGGCGACCCCUACAGGGUGGGCCUGAACAGGAUCCAUGAGACAGGAAUAUGUUCUCUGCGUGAGAUCUCCCGCCGCGCAGCAUACGCCAACAGAAGACCCCGACAUGAUUCCAGAAAUGGCGUGAAGCUGACGGCAGCAGAAGAAGAAGACCUGAGGAUGAGGUGGCAACAUGCACUUGGACCGAGAUAUGAAGUUCUAGUGUGCCAGCUGGAGCGCUUCAGUGAGACUAGUGGUCUGGGCAUCAGUCUGGAGGCUCGGGCAGGACAUCAUUACCUGUGCUCAGUUUUACCUGAGGGUCCUGUUGGCCAGAGUACUAAGAUCUUCACUGGAGACCAGAUCCUGGAGGUGAACGGGAUCCCACUCAUAGGAGAGACACACAAGGAGGUGAUCAACAUCCUGAAGGAGCUGCCUCUCUUUGUGUACCUGGUGUGCUCUCGCGUCGUACCCCCCGCCAUCCCCGACAGCGAGGAGGACGAGGAGGAGGACGCUCAGCUCACCCUGAAGGAGCUGUUGGCUGAGUUCAAUGACAAGCUGGACCAGGGCUGCGUCAUCCCCUGCCCGACAGCUGAGGACAUCACCAAGCGGGGCGUGCCCCCCAUGUCGCCUCCUUUGGCCAUGUGGGAGAGGGAGGCGCAGGUGGUAGAGCUGGAGAAAGGCGAGUCGGGAUUGGGCUUCAGUAUCCUGGACUACCAGGAUCCGGAGGACGCCACCAAAACAGUUCUGGUGAUCCGCUCCUUGGUCCCGGGUGGUGUGGCUGACCGAGAUGGCCGCCUGCUCCCCGGGGAUAGACUCAUGUUUGUCAACGAGUGCGACCUGGAAGGCUCCAGUCUGGAUUACGCCGUGCACGUGCUGAAGUCCACGGGCUACGGCCCCGUGCACAUCGGUGUUGCCAAACCACUGCCGCUGGAACUCUGCGGGGGACUGACGCCCAUCUCAGAGAGGAGCACGCGGGCGUCCUGCGAUGACGGCGAGGGCCACGCUCAGGAUGGCGUGCUAGCCCAGGCCGGCACUCGCACGCUGGACCGGGACUUCAUCGGGUUGUACUACAACAACAACACGGAAGUCCCACCGCAUCAGCGCCCCGGCGCCAUGGACGAGGAGGGCCCGCUCUCGGCCCCGCCCCCUGGCGCCAGCUUUGAGAAGACCAUCACCGUUGUCCGGGGCAACCGUAGCCUUGGGAUGUCGGUGAGCGCCAUCAAGGACGGCUCAGGCAUGCUGGUGCGCAGCGUGGCCCCCGGGGGCUCUGUCUGCCAAGAUGGCCGACUGGGCCCAGGCGACGCCAUACUGGCCAUCAACAACGAGACCACGUCCAAUCUGACCAACGCCAUGGCCAGGUCCAUGCUGCGCAGGAACUCUGUCAUCGGGCCAGAGGUCAGGAUAACCUUCGUACCUGCUCCAUGUGUGGACCAACACCGUCACCACCUGGGUUUGCCCCCGCUGGCCUCCACCCUAGACCACGCCCCUUCCUCCCCGACCCCGCCUCCAGAACCUCCCAGUCCAGUUGAACCCUCCUGCCUUUCAGUCCAGUCUAAAACCUCAGGUCCAGACCCGCCCUCGGUCAGAGGUCACAACACAACAUGUGAGGAGGAGGAGGAGGAUGGAGUGAAGGUGGAGAUGAAGAUGAAGAUGAUGGGAGGUCAAGGAGCAGAAGGAGAUAUUUGUCCUCACACUUGGGGUCAACCACGAAGAGUGCAGCUCAGGCGGGCUGCAGGCCGCUCUCUUGGCCUCAGCAUCAUGGGAGGAAGGGGCAUGGGCCACCGGCUGACUGGUGGUCACAUGAUGAGGGGGGUCUUCAUCAAGAACAUCACCUCCGCAGCACUUGACCACACCCUGCAGGUCGGGGACAGGAUACUGGAGGUGUGUGGUGAGGACCUGCGUGAUGCCAGUCAUGAGCAGGUGGUGGACGCCAUUCGCCGAGCAGGAGACUCUGUGGACCUUCUGGUUCAGUCCACAGAGUACACAGCACAGUCUCCUGUGCUGACUAACUGUGAGAGACUAACUCCAACCUUGCAGUCGGAUAGAAGUCAGCCUCUCAGUGGCCUCCUUCUUAGUCCCGCCCCCACAAACCCUUUCAUUCCCACUCCUUUCAAGGUCCAGACCUCCCAUGGAGAGGAUCAAGGCGGCCGCCAGACCUUCAAGGAGAUGAAGUGGACGACCAGUGAUGAGGAGGAGAAGAACACCAGCAGAAAGAGGAUGCUGCAGCGCUAUGGCAGUCUGUCAGGGAGGCUGCACAUGAUGGAGCUGCAGAAGCAGCCUGCACAACAGGGCUUGGGGAUCAGCCUGGCAGACAACAAGGAGGGCUGCAGGGCCCGCAUGAGCGUCUGCGUGGCGGCUGUUGACCCCCAAGGACCUGCUGGCUUGGAUGGCAGGAUAAGAGUCGGGGAUGAGCUGCUGGAGAUCAACGGUCAGGUGUUGUACGGCCGCAGUCACCACAACGCCUCCGCCAUUAUCGACAAGGCUCCUCCCAGAGUCAGGAUCAUUGUCAUCAGAAACCAGGCCAACUCAGACCUUGGCCACGCCAAGACAGACUCUGGGGAUCAGGGAGGAUCCUCCGGAGACUUCCAGAAUGUCCACCUGCGACAGGAGGAGCAGGAUCUGGGACUGUGUCUGGCAGAAGAAGGAUCCAAGGACGGACCGGUGGUCCGGUCUCCAAACAGUAAGGCCGGCACAAGAAUGUUGUCAGAGGGAGUCAAAGCGUGGGCUGAGGAGCACGUGGAGAAGGUGCCAAGACCGCCUGACUGGAGUCUUCCAUCAGGUCUACUUGACUGCACUUCCUGUCCAACACAGACCACGGGCCCCUCGCCAUCCGCCCUGAGGGACUCCUGCAUCUCCUCCUACUCCGCCCCCGCUGCCAAGGAGCCUUCUGAUUGGCCGGAGUCCGCCCCAGAGUCCCACCCACUCAGCUGCCCUGUGGUAGCUGGCAAGGAGAGCAGCAUACAGAUCUGGAAAGGAGACCUGGGACUGGGUGUGAGCAUCGUGGGAGGGUGUGACACUCUGCUGGGGGCAGUCAUAGUCCACGAGGUGAAUGAUGGAGGGGCCGCACAGAGAGAUGGACGACUACAGGCUGGGGACCAGAUACUAGAGGUGAACAGUAUUGACCUGCGCCAGGCCAGCCACGAUGAGGCCAUAGCGGUGCUGAGGCUGAGCAGGCAUCAAGUGGACCUGAAGGUGUUCAGACCCCAGCAGGCCUUCAGGGAAGAAGAUCUUUGGGACGUCUUCAGUCUGCUGCUGAGACCUCAUCCUGACCAGGGUCUGGGCUUCACCACUGUGGGGAAAAGCGACGACAUCGGCAUCUUCGUGUCCCGUAUCGCCCCAGGAGGCGUGGCCGAUUUGGAUGGCCGGCUGUUGCUAGGUGACCAGAUUCUGUCAAUCAACGGCGAGGACGUCCGUGCGGAGUGUCAGGAAGUGGUGGAGCGACUUCUGCAGAACUGCAGUGGAGUGAUCCACCUGGAAGUGGCUCGCUUCAAGGCCGGACUGCAGUACCCAGAACCUAGUCAGAGCGACGACUCUGACUGCUCCACCCUGACACGCAAUUCUUCUGUCCGCCAGCAGGGGAAGACAGAGAACCCAGCAGGGGGCCACACUUUUCAAGACUAUCCAGACUACAGAAAAGUCCUCAUAAAAAAGAGUCCACAACACUCCCUAGGCAUCAGUUUGGCAGGAGGAGUGGGCAGUCGCCAUGGCAACGUACCUCUUUUUAUUGCUACCAUGGAUACUGAUGGAUCAGCUUCCAAAACACAGCAAUUAAAGCCAGGAGACCGCGUCCUCAGUAUAAACGAUGUGUCCAUGGAGGGAAUGUCUCACAUGCAGGCCGCUGCCUUGCUCAAGAACGCCCUGGGUUCUGUCACGCUGCAGGUGGCAUCAGGGUGCAGCCCUCGCGAUCCCCGAGGCGUGCACGAGCGAUCAUCAGGCCAGCCCAGCUGUCUGCCGUGCUUUCACAACAAGCUGUGUGCUCGCAUGUACAAGACAGUGAGUCUGGAGAGAGGUUCUUCAGGUCUGGGCUUCAGCAUCAUUGGAGGAUUUGGAAGUCCUCAUGGAGACCUGCCCAUCUACAUCAAGACCAUCUUCACCAAGGGUGCCGCCAUGGAGGACGGGCGUCUAAAGGCGGGUGAUCAGAUCAUUGCAGUGAACAGACAAUGUCUGGAGGGUGUGACUCACGCUGAAGCUGUGGACUUCCUGAAGAAGACUAAAGGCACCGUGGUCCUCACCCUUCUCUCCUGACAUCUCCUCAUUCAUUCAUCUUCACCUGACUUAUUAGAACCUCAUUCAUUCAUCUUCACCUGACUUAUUAGUACUUCAUUCAUUCAUCUUCACCUGACUUAUUAGCACCUCAUUCAUUCAUCUUCCACUGACUUAUUAGUACCUCAUUCAUUCAUCUUCCACAGACUUAUUAGUACAUCAUUCAUUCAUGUUCCACUGACUUAUUAGUACCUCAUUCAUUCAUCUUCCACUGACUUAUUAGUACCUCAUUCAUUCAUCUUCCACUGACUUAUUAGUACAUCAUUCAUUCAUCUUCACCUGACUUAUUAGUACCUCAUUCAUUCAUCUUCCACAGACUUAUUAGUACCUCAUUCAUUCAUCUUCCACUGACUUAUUAGUACCUCAUUCAUUCAUCUUCCACUGACUUAUUAGUACCUCAUUCAUUCAUCUUCCACUGACUUUUUAGUACCUCAUUCAUUCAUCUUCCACUGACUUAUUAGUACCUCAUUCAUUCAUCUUCCACUGACUUAUUAGUACCUCAUUCAUUCAUCUUCCACUGACUUAUUAGUACCUCAUUCAUUCAUCUUCCACUGACUUAUUAGUACAUCAUUCAUUCAUCUUCACCUGACUUAUUAGUACCUCAUUCAUUCAUCUUCCACAGACUUAUUAGUACAUCAUUCAUUCAUGUUCCACUGACUUAUUAGUACCUCAUUCAUUCAUCUUCCACUGACUUAUUAGUACCUCAUUCAUUCAUCUUCCACUGACUUAUUAGUACCUCAUUCAUUCAUCUUCCACUGACUUAUUAGCACCUCAUUCAUUCAUCUUCCACUGACUUAUUAGUACCUCAUUCAUUCAUCUUCCACUGACUUAUUAGUACCUCAUUCAUUCAUCUUCCACUGACUUAUUAGUACCUCAUUCAUUCAUCUUCCACUGACUUAUUAGUACCUUAUUCAUUCAUCUUCCACUGACUUAUUAGUACCUCAUUCAUUCAUCUUCCACUGACUUAUUAGUACCUCAUUCAUUCAUCUUCCACUGACUUAUUAGUACCUCAUUCAUUCAUCUUCCACCGACGUAUUAGUACAUCAUUCAUUCAUCUUCCACUGACUUAUUAGUACCUCAUUCAUUCAUCUUCCACUGACUUAUUAGUACCUCAUUCAUUCAUCUUCCACUGACUUAUUAGUACCUCAUUCAUUCAUCUUCCACUGACU
Molecule: messenger RNA, 6749 nt
Organism: Nerophis lumbriciformis (worm pipefish)
Lineage: Eukaryota; Metazoa; Chordata; Actinopteri; Syngnathiformes; Syngnathidae
Source: RefSeq, a predicted model, not a curated record